AUGGCAGCCGCUAGCGCCAACAAUUCUACAGCUUCUACUGGAACUGCAAGUACCACAAAUAACAGCAGCUUUUCCCGUGCCCCUUCAUCAUGGGACACACAGGACGACAUUUUGCUUCGCCAUUUAAAAGAAGAACAAAAGCUCGGCUGGAAAGAAAUUGCAGCGCACUUUAAUAACAGAACUCCAAACGCCUGUCAAUUUCGUUGGAGAAGAUUACGGUCCGGGGUAUUGAAGAAUACCCAAACCCCUACAAAUCAGCCAUUGAAAAGAGCGAUAAAUGCUGCUAAAGCAGCAGCGGCGGCUUCGGCAAACAAUAAUAAAAAUAAUAAUAAUAAUGGCGGGACCAAUGAUGGUUUGCAUGGGGUGCUUGCUGGUCUUAAUGCUUUAAGCUCUGGAGUUAGGAAUGGCUCGCCAGGAUUAUUAGUAUCUUCAAACUCAUCACCUUUACAAGAUAGUAAAAAUGCUAAUGGUGGAACCUCAUUGUUUGCUAGUUUAAUGGGCAAUGGAACCACCACUGCAAAAGCCAGAUUAACUACUAAUCCUAGCAGUGGGCUAUCGGCCAUGAAUUUUGGAACCAAUGCCCCUCCUAAUUACACCAAUUGGAGUUUCAGUUCUACCGGUGCAUCAUCUAAUUCCAUAGCAUCAAAUUCCCAUAAUAUUGGCUCCCCACCAGAUAGUAAUGAUCCGCUUUCUAAUAGUCUAUCAUCUCUCAACUCGUUAGACUCUGCUACAUCAAAUAAAAACUCGUUCAACUUGUACAGUAGCCAAGGGGCGACCCAUGCAAUGUCAACCAACAGUAUGAAUUUCGACCCAACAGUACCUGGCUCUGCAGGAAAUAGUUUUCUGCAAACACUUAUGCUGUCGUCUAGUCAAUCAUUACCUUGGUCUCAUGAUGAAGAUGAACUCUUAUUAUCCAAACGUCGCCGGGAGUUGAGUUUAACCGAGUUGAGUAUAUUGUUGCCUUGCCGUACCGAGGAGGAUAUUUUAGGUCGUAUUAGGUUACUUGACUCUCAAACACGAAGUCAGCCGAGAAAAGGAAGCGCUACAAGAAAUGGAUCGGUGAUCACGUUGUAUGCGGGGGAAAAUGAUAGUCAUAGUGAUGUGACAAUGCGAGAAUCAAGGGGUAGUGGUAUCAAUGGCUAUGGCUUACAUACUUUAUCAAGAACUUUAAGUGCUUCUUCCCAGAUAUCUCUUAAUUCCAAUACCUCCAGCUUUUCUUAUGCUACGAACAAUAACCCUAUUCCAACCAGUGCAGGCGGGAACAACAACAAUAACAGCCUCCGCAACAAUAACGAAGCUGCAUGCACCACGUCAAAACCUUCUAAUUUUGCCAAUAGUUUAACUAGCAAUAAUUCUUCACCUUUACCUUCGUCGAAAUCUUCACCAUUAUUAUCAUCUAGUCAAUUACCUUUGCAUACGAUGGCCACUGGUGAACUCACCAGCAUAAAUACUGCUAAUCCAUCGGGAAUUCCCUCGGGGAAUAAUACCCCACUUACGAUGUCUGGUAUGAUGGCUAAUAACACCAGUACCAACAUUAACACUACAAACGGCAUCUCUUCGAAUUCUGUUGCCACUUCGCCCCCAAGUAUUGUUGGCGGAGGAACCAGUAUCUCGUCACUUAGAAGAACAUUGUCGCAACCAGGAAGCACCACCAGAUCGAUCAAACCCCAGAUGUUGGGGAAACCGAGUUCAGGAGGCCCAAAUCCGGUGAUUCUGGAAGUGAGUGUUCAUGAUUCUUCGUUAUCUGAGGACGGAGUAUUGACUGACAGCGAUGAAAAGAGAUGA
Messenger RNA from Saccharomycopsis crataegensis, 1785 nucleotides. RefSeq names its product Dot6p (gene DOT6). The coding region runs from base 1 to 1785 and encodes 594 amino acids. The record is from RefSeq and is a predicted model, not a curated record. Lineage: Eukaryota; Fungi; Ascomycota; Saccharomycetes; Ascoideales; Saccharomycopsidaceae. The transcript has a single exon.